Molecule: messenger RNA, 555 nt
Organism: Homarus americanus (American lobster)
Lineage: Eukaryota; Metazoa; Arthropoda; Malacostraca; Decapoda; Nephropidae
Exons: 2
Coding region: 1-555 (184 amino acids)
Source: RefSeq, a predicted model, not a curated record
AUGCACGAUGACUCCAUUGCAGAGCAAUGGCGCCACGUGAACUCGGCACUGAGCCCAGCCGACGACGCUAGUCGUGGACUAAAUGGAGCGGAGCUCAACGAGAAGGGCAGACAGGGGUUCCCUCGAGAACUAGGAACGUUGCAAGGAGGACAACCCGCGAGAGGUAGCGACGUGAGUUGGCUGGAACCUCACCUAGACACAGACGGCUUGAUCAGAGUAGGCGGCCGACUGAAUUAUGUCACCCUCUACCCAGACCAGAAGAAUCCCAUACUGUUGCCGAGGGACAACAGUAUCACGGAGCUCAUCGUGAGAGAGGUACACUUGACUAUAGCUGGAGACUCAGGACGAGAACACACUCUUGCCACAAUACGCGAGACGUACUGGAUACCUAAGUGCUGCAAAUUAUUCGACCGCAAACUACAGACGUGUGGAACUUGUCUGAGGAGCAACUGGAGGCCUACCCAUCAACGCCAAGCCGACCUACCAGAAGAUCAAGUGCGCCCAGGAGGACGGUCGUUCACCUACAUUCGAUUGAUUCGGCCCUUUUGUUGUUAA